Molecule: messenger RNA, 8143 nt
Organism: Sorex araneus (European shrew)
Lineage: Eukaryota; Metazoa; Chordata; Mammalia; Eulipotyphla; Soricidae
Gene: ASCC3
Product: activating signal cointegrator 1 complex subunit 3
Exons: 42
Coding region: 404-7018 (2204 amino acids)
Molecular function (GO): ATP binding; nucleic acid binding; ATP hydrolysis activity
Source: RefSeq, a predicted model, not a curated record
GGGGGGGAGCCGACGUGCCGACGUUGGCGCCGCGGCUGGCGGGUGACGUGUAGGCCCGCGACUGCUCCGCCCCGUCCCUCCUCCUCCUCCCGGCCGGGUCCGUGGGUCUGUCCGGCGGCCUGGGCGCGCCGGGCCCGUGACUUGGGAGGGAUUCCCCCGCUUCACCCCCCACCCCCGGCAGCCCGGCGGUGCAGCUGCCCGCGGGGCAUCCUCAGUCCCGCCUCCGGCUCCCCCACCUCGACCCUCCCUCCCCCCCCCACCACACACACACACACACAACACGCGGCGCGCGGAGUCGGGAUCCUCAGCGGGGAGGAGGGAGGGCGGCAGCGAGUCGGCGGCAGGGCACCCGGCGAGAGAGAGUUGCAGUUUCUCAUUGUAUGGAUCAGUGAUUGAGUAAUAGAUGGCUUUACCUCGACUCACGGGAGCCUUGCGCUCCUUUUCAAAUGUCACCAAGCAAGAUAAUUAUAAUGAAGAAGAGUCUGACUUAAAGUUGAAGCGAUCUAAACUUCAUGAACAAACUGGAAGUUUAGACCUGGCAUGGGAAAAGAUAAUAGCAUUUUUGAAUGAAAAACUGGAAAAAAGUGAAAUGCAGAGUGUAAAUGAAGACUUGAAAGAUAUAUUGCAGGCUGCAAAACAAAUAGUUGGAAUGGAUAAUGGGAAAGAAGCAAUUGAAAGCGCAGCUGCAUUUCUCUUCAAGACUUUUCACUUGAAGGACACUGUGGGACACAAGGAAACAAAAGCUAUCAAGCAGAUGUUUGGUCCUUUCCCAUCAUCAUCUGCCACUGCAGCAUGUGAUGCAACUAACAGAAUUGCUUCUCACUUCCAUCAAGAUAGUCUUACUGCUCUUGUCCAGGGAUCAAAAGAGGACCGUGGCGAUGAUAAAGUUUUAUUUGGUAAAAAUUUAGUAUUUUCAUUUGAAAUGCAUGAUUUGGAGCACUUUGAUGAACUGCCGAUAAACGGUGACUCCCAGAAAACAAUAAGCCUAGAUUACAAGAAAUUUCUGAAUGAACAUUUUCAGGAGCAUUCUACCCCAGAGCUUAAGCCUGUGGAAAAAUCAAAUGACUCUCUUUUGUGGUGUGAAGUUGAGAAGUACUUAAAUGCAACUUUAAAUGAAAUGGCUGAAACAACAAGAAUAGAAGAUCUUUGCUGUACUUUAUAUGAUAUGCUUGCUUCUGGUAAAAGUGGUGAUGAACUUCAGAAUGAGUUUUUUGAACUGCUGGGACCUGAUGGACUUGAACUUAUUGAGAAGCUUCUCCAGAACAGAAUUACAAUUGUGGAUAGAUUUCUAAAUUCUUCAAAUGAUCAUAAGUUGCAGACUCUUCAAGACAACUGCAAAAAAAUUUUAGGAGAAAACACUAAACCUAAUUAUGGUUGUCAAGUCACUAUUCAGUCUGAACAAGAAAAGCAGUUAAUGAAACAAUAUCGCCGCGAAGAAAAAAGAAUUGCCAGGCGAGAAAAAAAGGCUGGUGAAGAUGGAGAAAUUUCAGAAGGACUUGCAUGCUUUGAUCCAAAGGAAUUGCGGAUACAAAGAGAGCAAGCUCUUCUGAAUGCAAGAAGUGCUCCAAUUCUUAGCAGGCAGCGAGACAUGGAUGUUGAAAAAAUACGUUAUCCGCAUGUCUAUGAUUCUCAGGCUGAAGCUAUGAAAACAUCAGCAUUCAUUGCUGGUGCCAAGAUGAUUUUACCAGAAGGAAUUCAAAGGGAGAAUAACAAGCUAUAUGAGGAAGUAAAGAUUCCCUACAGUGAACCAAUGCCAAUUGGUUUUGAAGAAAAACCAGUUUUUAUUCAAGACUUAGAUGAGAUCGGGCAGUUGGCUUUUAAAGGAAUGCGGAGGCUCAAUCGGAUCCAGUCGAUUGUUUUUGAAACUGCCUACAACACCAAUGAGAACAUGCUGAUUUGUGCUCCUACUGGAGCAGGAAAGACCAAUAUUGCAAUGCUUACCAUCCUGCAUGAAAUUCGCCAACAUUUUCAACAAGGUGUUAUCAAAAAGAAUGAAUUUAAGAUUGUGUAUGUUGCUCCAAUGAAAGCCUUGGCAGCAGAAAUGACAAACUACUUCAGCAAACGGCUGGAGCCCCUGGGCAUUGUUGUUAAAGAACUCACUGGUGAUAUGCAGUUGUCGAAAAGUGAAAUUUUGCGAACUCAGAUGCUUGUGACCACGCCAGAAAAGUGGGAUGUAGUGACGAGGAAGAGUGUCGGGGAUGUAGCUCUCUCCCAGAUCGUGAAGCUUCUCAUCCUCGACGAAGUUCACUUGUUGCAUGAAGACAGAGGCCCGGUACUUGAGAGCAUUGUUGCUCGUACGUUACGCCAGGUUGAAUCCACACAGAGUAUGAUAAGGAUUCUUGGCCUUUCUGCUACGUUACCCAACUACCUCGAUGUUGCACAGUUUUUACAUGUUAAUCCCUUCAUUGGACUCUUCUACUUUGAUGGCCGUUUUCGACCCGUUCCUCUUGGACAGACGUUUUUGGGGGUUAAAAGUGCAAAUAAGGUGCAGCAACUGAAUAACAUGGAUGAAGUAUGCUAUGAAAAUGUUUUGAAGCAAGUAAAGGCUGGACACCAGGUGAUGGUGUUUGUCCAUGCUCGAAAUGCCACAGUAAGAACAGCCAUGUCUCUUAUAGAAAGAGCAAAAAAUAAUGGUCAGAUUUCUUGCUUUUUACCUACACAAGGACCUGAAUAUGGACAUGCAGAAAAACAGGUUCAGAGGUCAAGAAAUAAGCAAGUAAGAGAAUUAUUCCUUGAUGGCUUUAGCAUUCACCAUGCUGGAAUGCUCCGGCAGGACAGAAAUUUGGUUGAACACUUGUUUUCUAAUGGCCACGUCAAAGUCUUAGUCUGUACAGCUACAUUAGCCUGGGGUGUCAAUCUCCCUGCUCACGCUGUUAUUAUUAAGGGAACACAAAUAUAUGCUGCAAAAAGAGGCUCCUUUGUUGACCUUGGAAUUUUAGAUGUCAUGCAGAUAUUUGGUCGAGCUGGAAGACCACAGUUUGAUGUGUUUGGGGAAGGAAUUAUCAUCACAACUCAUGAUAAACUCAGCCAUUAUCUCACUUUGCUCACUCAACAAAAUCCUAUUGAGAGUCAGUUUCUGGAAAGCCUUGCGGAUAACCUUAAUGCAGAGAUUGCUCUGGGAACAGUUACUAAUGUGGAAGAAGCAGUGAAGUGGAUAAGUUACACUUAUCUUUAUGUACGGAUGAGAGCAAAUCCAUUAGUAUAUGGCAUCAGUCACAAAGCUUAUCAGAUGGACCGAACAUUAGCAAAACAUCGAGAACAGUUGGUCAUUGAAGUUGGACGAAAACUAGACAAAGCUCGGAUGAUUCGUUUUGAGGAGCGAACUGGGUAUUUUUCUUCAACAGACUUGGGUAGAACCGCCAGCCACUACUAUAUUAAAUAUAGUACAAUUGAGACCUUCAAUGAACUCUUUGAUGCUCACAAAACAGAAAGUGAUAUUCUUGCUAUAGUCUCAAAAGCUGAAGAAUUUGAUCAAAUUAAGGUGAGAGAAGAGGAAAUAGAGGAGCUAGAUACAUUAUUAAACAACUUCUGUGAACUCUCCGCACCUGGAGGUGUAGAGAACAGUUACGGGAAAAUAAAUAUCCUACUUCAGACUUACAUCAGCCGAGGGGAGAUGGACAGUUUCUCCCUUAUAUCAGAUUCUGCCUAUGUUGCACAGAAUGCAGCUAGAAUUGUCCGUGCUCUUUUCGAAAUUGCUCUGAGGAAACGCUGGCCUGCCAUGACCUACAAGCUCCUGAAUCUUAGUAAAGUCAUCGACAAGAGGCUGUGGGGUUGGGCUAGCCCUUUGAGGCAAUUUUCAGUCUUACCACCACACAUUCUGACAAGAUUAGAAGAGAAAAAUCUUAGCGUGGAUAAACUGAAAGACAUGAGGAAAGAUGAAAUAGGUCACAUGCUGCAUCAUGUGAAUAUUGGCCUCAAGGUCAAACAGUGUGUUCAUCAGAUUCCAUCAGUUACAAUGGAAGCAUCUAUUCAGCCCAUCACACGGACUGUCCUCCGGGUAACACUGAGCAUCUGUCCUGAUUUCUCAUGGAGUGACCAGGUCCAUGGGACAGUAGGAGAACCCUGGUGGAUUUGGGUGGAAGAUCCAACAAAUGAUCAUAUUUACCAUUCAGAGUACUUUCUCAUUCUAAAAAAACAGGUCAUUAAUAAAGAAGCGCAAAUGCUGGUGUUUACAAUUCCUAUUUUUGAGCCUUUGCCUUCCCAGUACUAUAUCCGAGCAGUGUCUGAUAGAUGGCUGGGAGCUGAGGCUGUGUGUAUUAUCAAUUUUCAACACCUGAUUCUACCGGAGAGGCAUCCUCCACAUACAGAAUUACUGGAUCUUCAGCCUCUACCAGUCACAGCUUUGGGAUGUGAGGCAUAUGAAGCUUUGUACAAUUUCAGCCACUUCAACCCCGUACAGACGCAGAUAUUUCAUACUCUCUACCAUACAGACUGUAAUGUCUUACUUGGAGCACCCACUGGAUCAGGAAAGACUGUUGCAGCUGAAUUGGCCAUUUUCAGAAUCUUCAACAAGUACCCUACCUCAAAGGCUGUAUAUAUUGCACCCCUAAAAGCCCUAGUACGUGAAAGAAUGGAUGACUGGAAAGUUAGGAUAGAAGAAAAACUGGGAAAACGUGUUAUUGAACUAACAGGAGAUGUUACUCCUGAUAUGAAAUCCAUUGCCAAAGCUGACCUUAUUGUCACCACACCCGAGAAGUGGGACGGUGUAAGCAGGAGCUGGCAGAAUCGGAACUAUGUAAAGCAGGUCACUAUUCUCAUCAUAGAUGAGAUCCAUCUACUUGGGGAAGAAAGAGGCCCUGUUCUAGAGGUCAUUGUAUCGAGAACAAAUUUUAUCUCAUCACACACAGAAAAGCCUGUUAGAAUAGUUGGACUAUCUACUGCAUUAGCCAAUGCCAGAGACCUUGCUGACUGGCUCAAUAUAAAUCAGAUGGGCUUGUUCAAUUUCCGUCCAUCAGUACGUCCAGUUCCACUAGAGGUUCACAUUCAAGGCUUCCCAGGUCAACAUUACUGUCCUCGGAUGGCUAGUAUGAAUAAGCCUACAUUUCAGGCAAUUAGAAGCCAUUCUCCAGCCAAACCUGUUUUGAUAUUUGUCUCCUCAAGACGUCAGACUCGUCUUACUGCUUUGGAAUUGAUAGCCUUCCUGGCCACUGAAGAAGAUCCAAAGCAAUGGCUGAAUAUGGAUGAAAGAGAGAUGGAGAACAUCAUUGGAACUCUAAGAGACUCCAACCUGAAGCUGACCCUUGCUUUUGGCAUAGGGAUGCAUCAUGCUGGGUUACAUGAAAGGGACCGAAAAACUGUAGAGGAGCUGUUUGUAAAUUGCAAAGUUCAGGUUCUUAUUGCCACAAGUACAUUAGCCUGGGGUGUAAACUUCCCGGCUCAUUUAGUAAUUAUUAAGGGAACGGAAUAUUAUGAUGGGAAAACAAGACGUUAUGUGGACUUUCCAAUUACAGAUGUACUCCAGAUGAUGGGGCGUGCUGGGAGACCUCAGUUUGAUGAUCAAGGCAAAGCUGUAAUUCUGGUUCAUGACAUCAAGAAAGAUUUUUAUAAAAAAUUUCUUUAUGAACCUUUUCCAGUAGAAUCAAGCUUGUUAGGCGUGCUUGCUGACCAUUUAAAUGCAGAGAUUGCUGCUGGCACAAUAACAUCUAAGCAAGAUGCUAUGGACUAUAUCACAUGGACUUACUUCUUUCGACGCCUGAUCAUGAACCCCAGCUACUAUAAUUUGAGUGACGUGAGCCAUGAUUCUGUGAACAAGUUUCUCUCAAAUCUGGUUGAGAAGUCCCUGAUUGAAUUGGAGCAUUCCUAUUGUAUUGAAAUUGGAGAGGAUAACCGGAGCAUUGAACCUCUGACACAUGGUCGAAUUGCCUCUUACUACUAUCUGAAGCAUCAAACUGUUAAAAUGUUCAAGGAGCGUUUGAAGCCUGAAUGUGGUGUUGAAGAGUUGCUCUCAAUUCUAAGUGACGCAGAAGAAUACACAGAUUUGCCAGUGAGACACAAUGAAGAUCAUAUGAAUAGUGAACUGGCAAAAUGCCUUCCCUUAGAAACCAAUCCUCACUCAUUUGACAGUCCUCACACCAAAGCGUACCUGCUCCUGCAGGCCCACCUCAGCCGCACCAUGCUGCCCUGCCCAGAUUACGACACCGACACCAAGACAGUUUUGGACCAAGCUCUCAGAGUGUGUCAGGCAAUGCUGGAUGUGGCUGCAGACCAAGGCUGGCUAGUGACCACUCUGAGUAUCACCAACCUGGUCCAGAUGGUAAUCCAGGGUCGAUGGUUAAAAGACUCUUCUCUUCUGACAAUACCAAACAUAGAACAACAUCACCUUUACAUUUUCAGGAAAUGGAGCUCAAAUACUAAGGGCUCCCAUGCUGGAGGCCACAGUGGCUUCAUCGAAUGUCUUCCAGAGCUGAUCCAGGCCUGUGGGGGAAAAGAACGUGUAUUCAGCUCCAUGAUCGAAAACGAGCUCCCUGAAGUUAAAAUGAAGCAGGCAUGGAGCUUCUUAUCCCACUUACCAGUGAUAGAUGUUAGCUUAAGUGUUAAAGGCUGGUGGGAUGAUUCAGAUGAAGGACAUAAUGAACUCUCUAUCACAACUCUGACUUCAGACAAACGAAAUGACAACAGAUGGAUCAAGUUGCAUGCUGAUCAAGAGUAUGUGCUUCAAGUCAGCUUGCAGAGAGUCCACACUGGGUUCCACAAGGGAAGGCCAGACAACCAUGCAGCGACCCCUCGAUUUCCCAAAUUAAAAGAUGAAGGGUGGUUUUUGAUAUUAGGAGAAGUGGACAAGAGAGAACUUAUUGCUUUGAAAAGAGUCAGCUGUGUUAGAAGUCAGAGUGUUGUCUCCAUUUCUUUUUACACACCUGAAAUACCUGGAAGGUAUAUCUAUACACUCUAUUUCAUGAGUGACUGCUACCUGGGUUUGGACCAGCAGUAUGACAUUCAUCUCAAUGUGACGCCGGCAAGCGUUUCCUCACAGAGCAGUGAGGAGGUCUCGGAUUCCUUCCCCGACCUGGAAGUGAAGUAACUGAACCUGAAAAGAGUAUAUGAGAAGAGUAGGGAAUAAGUCUCUGGCUGUUCAGUCAUCGAGAUCAAGUUGCGUUUCUUGAUGUUUGCUCUGGUGAAACCAGCAUCUCACCUCAAGAUCCUGAGAAAUUGACGUCAGCCACGCGGAAGUCACUGCUGUGGCCUUUCAACAAAUACUGCCUUUUAUAAUAUUGUCUUCAUGGGUUUCUCACUCUGUAUGGUGAAUAACUGUGGAGGAGAAUCUUUUAAUGUGUGUACAGUGAGAUGUUAUCUAGGACUUAUGCAGAUGCCACCCCUCACAGUGUCUGGUUUACAAGAGUAUUACCUCCUCUUCCACUAAAGAAAGCUACUCUGUGGCGUGACAGUGUUAGGAUUUGUUGUGACAGAUUUCUAACCCUGCCAUAAGACGUAUCUGAUGCCAUCUCUAAGGUUGCUCACAAAGUGUCUUAUUAGCAAACUUAUCCUUUGAUUACCCAUAGCAGCAGUUUUAUGAAUUUCUUACCGUCGUAAAUAUUAAUAAUAUAUGGUGUAAAUUUCCAUUACCGAGCCCAAUGGUGAAAAAAGAGAAUAGAAUAUACAGAUCCUAGAAAAUGUAGAUACUGUAACUGGUUUAAAUAAAAUAUUUCGAGUGCCACUUCAAGCCAAGAUGACUAAGUUAUUUUUCCUGUUUCUUUCCCAUUGUAGCCCCUCUUCCUCUUCUGUUCUUUUCAUUGCUUCCACUUCAAGAACUGGUGGGUUAAGGGAGGUCUCCCAGGUGGUACUCAGAAGGCCCAGGGCUCCUCCCAGCCAUUCUUGGACAACUGUGCUGUUCAAUGCAAUGGUCAAGAAUGUGGUACUGCUUGGUCUCAUGGUGCCAGGGAUAACCCAGUCACCAUGCUCAGUGCUGGGAAUCUCUAGACCACACCUAGUGGUUCUCAGAGUGCUCUAAGGCUCCACGUGGUGAUGCUUAGAGGAUCAAACUGGAUUCAGCCUUGCCUUUACUAUCUCUCUUGGCCCCUCACUACCCAAAACAAAGUCUAAAUAAUGUGAAUAUAACAAGUAUAAUGUCUGCAGGACUACUUUCAGAGUCCUUUCUGCUUUUUCCUUUUGGCCAUUUCUUUCCUAAAUAAAGUCAUACCUAAAACCA